GCAAAUAAGGCUCUGCAGCGGCAGCACAGAAGUGCCAGUGGCGGCAGCAGCGUCAACGCAUCUGCGCGUCUCCGAACUGCCUUGUCUCGGGUCAAUCAAUCCCUCAGCCCCGUUACCGAUUGAGAUUUAACAGCGGCUUUGGAUCUUAACGAGCCAUCUCCAUCCUCGACCACAGCUCGACGUCAGCCCCCGUUCGCUUGACUACCGGUUUCGUUUAUAUCUAGCCAGUUUCUUGAAAUUUUUAAUGGAAAAUGGCGAUGUUUGCUCAGUCCCCCGGUCUGUUGUGCCUCCUCUCCGUUCAAACUGUGCUGCUCCUCAGCCUCUCUUCACCGGGAACGGCGACGCUCCUCUUUCCUCAGCACUACACGAUGAUGCACUGGGCAGGUCGCAUAGAGAAGGAACUGGAGAAGGUGCUGCAGCUCGUCACCGGAGUUCAGCAAAUGAAAGGAAUUUAUAUUGACAAGAGAAAUCAUUUCGGUGUGGAGCGAAAUACGCCCAAGCAGCUGGUGGAGAAGGUGGCAGGAGACAUCGCCAAACUGCUCAACAGGAAACGCAAAGCUCUGGAGAGAUUGGCUAGAGAAGCUGAAGACAUCCAACGAGAGCAUUCAUGGCAAGAUGCAAUCAAAGAAAAUGACAUCCAGUACUACGACUCCAAAGCCGACUCAGAUGCUCCGGAUGAUGAAGAUGGAGAAAACCUCUUGGAAAACCCAAACUCUCUUUCUUUGGAGUUUGUGGAUGAUCCCAACUUCAAGAACAAAGUCAACUACUCAUAUACAGCCGUACAGAUUCCUACUGACAUCUACAAAGGCUCUCCCACGAUCCUGAACGAGCUGAACUGGACUCAGUCUCUGGAGAGGGUCUUCAUUGAAAACAGUCGUGAGGAUCCUUCGCUGCGCUGGCAGGUGUUCGGCAGCGCCACCGGAGUCACCAGAUACUACCCCGCCACAAAGUGGAGAGCGCCCAACAAGAUUGACCUGUAUGAUGUGAGGAGACGCCCGUGGUACAUUCAGGGAGCUUCUUCUCCCAAGGACAUGGUCAUCAUCGUGGACGUGAGCGGUAGUGUCAGUGGACUGACCCUGAAGCUGAUGAAAACUUCUGUCAUCGAGAUGCUGGACACACUUUCUGAUGACGACUACGUUAAUGUGGCUCGGUUCAAUGAGAAAGCGUACGCCGUGGUGCCCUGCUUCACCACGCUGGUCCAAGCCAACAUAAAAAACAAGAAGAUCUUCAAAGAGGCUGUGAUGAACAUGCAAGCCAAGGGGACGACAGACUACAAGACCGGCUUUCAGUUUGCCUUUGACCAGCUGUUAAACGAGACCAGCGCUCCGAGAGCAAACUGCAAUAAGAUGAUAAUGAUGUUCACCGACGGUGGCGAGGAUCGUGCUCAAGACAUCUUUGAGAAAUACAACUGGCCAAAUAAAACAGUGAGAGUUUUCACAUUCUCAGUGGGGCAGCACAACUAUGACGUCACUCCUCUGCAGUGGAUCGCUUGUGCCAACAAGGGUUACUACUUUGAGAUCCCUUCCAUCGGAGCCAUAAGAAUCAACACACAGGAGUAUUUGGAUGUUCUUGGACGGCCAAUGGUUCUGGCUGGUGAACGGGCGAAACAAGUGCAGUGGACCAAUGUUUACCAGGAUGCUCUGGGUUUGGGUCUCGUCAUUACCGGCACAAUGCCAGUCUUCAAUCUCACCGUUGACGGAGACUCCAAAAAUCAGUUGAUUCUUGGUGUCAUGGGUGUAGACAUCGCCCUCAAUGAAAUUAAAGAACUCACACCAAGAUACAAGCUUGGAGCCAAUGGUUACACGUUUGCCAUAGAUCCCAAUGGUUAUGUGCUGCUGCACCCCAACCUACAGCCUAAGAUCAUUAACUUCAGAGAGCCGGUCACAUUGGACUUCUUGGAUGCUGAACUUCCAGAUCGCAGCAAGGAGGAGAUCCGGCGUCAAAUGAUUGAUGGCAAACCAGGACAGAGGAGAAUCAGGACACUGGUGAAGUCUGUGGAUGAGCGUUACAUUGAUGAGGUCCAGAGGACGUACAUAUGGAGUCCAGUGGAGGGCACAGAUUACAGUCUCGGUUUAGUUCUGCCGUCAUACAGCGAACACCACAUCAAGGCCAACCUGAGUGACCAGAUCCUCCAGGUCCAGUACGGAUCAGUCUUCAAGGAUUUUGAGUCUCUCCUGCCAAACACUUUUGAGUCAGAGGGACAUGUGUUCAUUGCCCCCAGGGAAUACUGCAAAGACCUGGAACUGUCCAACAACAACACAGAGUUCCUGCUCAACUUCAUCGCUCUGAUGGAGAAGGUCACGCCGGACUCCAAACAAUGUGACAAUUUCUUGCUGCACAAUCUGAUCUUGGACACAGGCAUCAUUAAAGAGCUGGUAGAUAAAGUUUGGAAGAACAAGGACCUCAACACGUACGGCUUUAUGGCGGUCUUUGCAGCCACAGAUGGAGGCGUCACUCGAGUUUUCCCUAAUAAGGCCUCUGAGACCUGGGAGGAAGAUCCAGAGCCAUUUAUUGCUAGUUAUUACCGUCGCAGUCUGGACAACAAAGGCUACAUGUUCAGAGCGCCCUAUCGCACCGCCAAUGAUGAAUCCAUACUGAAUCCAGAGAACGACACCAUCGGCAUUCUGGUUAGCACUGCAGUGGACGUGACCAUAGGAAGCAGAAACCUGAAACCUGCAGUUCUGGGUGUGAAGCUUGAUCUUGAGGCAUGGACAGACAAAUUCAAGAUCCUGGCGAGCAACCACACCAACAGCAACCGGCAGAGCUCUCAAACUUGUGGACCCACCAGUGGCUGUGAAAUGGACUGUGAAGCCAACAGUGAUGACUUGCUUUGCUAUCUGAUAGAUGACGGCGGCUUCCUCGUCAUGUCCAAUCAGAAAGACUACUUGAAUAAGAUCGGGAUGUUCUUCGGCGAGGUCGAUGCCACCCUCUUUUACGCCCUCUAUAAUAACUCCUUCUACAGACGCAAGCAGUCUUACGACUAUCAGUCGGUGUGUGACCCGGUGCCCAGCAGCAACACAGGGGCCGCCCCGCGAGGAGUGUUUGUGCCUACUAUCGCCGAUGUGUUAAAUGUUGCCUGGUGGACGUCAGCAGCUGCCUGGUCACUGCUGCAGCAGAUGCUCUAUGGGUUUGCCUAUCAGAACUGGUUCAUGACAGUUGAGGUGGAUGCUGAAGGCCUGGAGUCUAGAGAGACCAGCUGUGUGACGGUACAGACACAGUUUUACUUCAGUAACAUCAGUAGCUCCUACAACAUACUGCAGGACUGUGACAACUGCUCCAGGUUAAUUCAUGCGAAGAGAAUAAACAACACUAACCUGCUGUUUGUGGUGGCUGAAAAACUGUCCUGCGACUCCUGUGAAAUAGAGAAACUGUCUCAGGUGGAGACAGAAUAUAAAGAAACAAAUACAUGCGAGACAAUAGCCACAGCUCGCUAUAGAAAAGGAACCACCUCCUGUUUCGACUACAGUGUUUUAGAGAACACAUCAGACUGUGGGCGGGGUCACUCGUUCCGCCCCUCCCUCCUCACUUUACUCCUCCUCCAGCUCCUCCUGCUGUGUGUUGUGGCCCGCCCCUCUGUUUAACUCCAUCCUGCUGUCCUCCUCUCCCUUCUUCUUGUCUCCUUAAGUUCUCCUUUGUCUCCCCGUUGCUCUAGUCAUAGGUAAUAUAAAGGGACUUCCUCCUGCCCUUAUAUGGAAGCCCAGUCGUACUGCUUCUUCCACUUAGCUUCACAGGUUGUUGCUUAGUGACCGUUGCAGAACUUUGUUGUCUCCUGCCAAUCAAGAGCAUUUGUGGGAGGAGCUUAAAGUGUCUUUACGAAAACAGGAAGCUAGCGAUGUGACGGCCUUCUUGGAUCAAUGAAGAAAUGGUGGAAAAUGACACGGACUGUUCCCUCCUGCCCUUGUGGCAGAAAAGGGGUCGGGUUUCGUUUGACUCCACCACUAAAGGGGAAAGGUCAUCAUCAUCAUCCUCAUCUUCAUCCUGUAAGCCAUGUCACGAGGCUACAGGACAUUCUGACACCGUCUAGCUUCCAGUAACAAGAAAAUAACCCAAUAGGGCAAGACUUUAAGCGAUUCUCAAAAAAAUAUCAAUAACAACAUGUGAGUAUUAAAACCUUACCUCCAUAUAUUAGGGUAUUAAACGAGGAAGGAAGGACCAUAGAUGUUAUUUAUUCAAUUAUCUUUUGUUGAUUUAUGCACUAUAUCUACUUCUUGCCAAAAUGAGACUUGUUGUGUGGUCUAAUUUUUCUAGCCAAAUUAGGAGGCAAGAAAACCACAGAUAAAGAAAGUAGAGAAAUUAAAGAGGUAUCACACCAUUGCUUCAUCAGUCACAAGGGCUUCAUAGAUGUAUUAUUUCUAUUUAUAUCACAACCCUGAUCCGAUUAGGGAAGGCUUUUAAUUUGUGUUUAUUAUUUUUAUCACAAGGUAAACUAUAUUGAUGCCUCAGUAAUAUAAUAUUUGCAGCUAAUAUGUAAUAGUAGCGUGUGUGCAUUUUUAAAGGACUAGUUCACCUAAAAAUGACAAUUUUGUGUAUUUUUAAUUCAUUUAUUUAUCCGAAACAUUCGGUUAGUUUUACACCAAACGACAAUUGUUUAAGAUCAGGACAGAGUGACUGAUUUCCAGCUUAAAAAAAAAAAAAAUCCAUAAAAGUCUCAAAAAAGCAGUCUGUAUUAGGUUUUUCUAAAGUCAUAUGAUAGUUCAGUGUAAUGAAAACCUCAAAACCUAUUGUACAGCCUCGGAAGACUUGGAGUAUUGCAUAUAAAUCACUUUUAUUUCUCCUCUUUUUUUUUUCUUUUUGUUGGAGCAUGAGGGGUCAAUGUGUACUGUUAUUGAAUGGAACAUCUUUAGGUGAACUGUUCCUUUAAAUAAGAUGAGAUGUGAUAAUGAAGAGAUUUUUGAUGGAUUGAAAAGCAGUUUGAGUGUUUUUAGCGCUGAUAUCUGUUGCAGUCGCUGUAAUUCUGUCCUGUACAGUUUUUCACAAUCUCAGAAUGUCAAUCACAUAUUGCAUCUGAUCACAUCACAACACAUGCUGUGUGUUUGCACCAUUAUUUGCACUGAUGGACUUGUCUGUGAAUAGUAACAGUAACCAUGAUUCUAAUCAAUAUGACUAUUCAUGUAGAAGAAUUGUUUUUAUUUUUCAUAUAUACAUAAGGGCCAAAACAUAUCUACUGUAGAUGCGUAGGCUGGAUAAAAUGUUCAGUAAUGUGUUGAUGCAAUCCAAGCAUUUGAGUUUGAGUAGGUUUCAGGCCUCAGUAUCUGUCAUGACAUUAUAUCUUAUGUUGAAAUGUUAAUAAUGCGAUGAAACCCUUGUUUUGGGCCCUGCAUCAACCUUCUUUUAGCUGUGCCUUGAUGCACUGUUAUAUUGGACCGCUUCGCUAUCAGUCAGUUCAGUGCAGUAAAAGUCUUUCAUGGGCCUUAAAACUCACAGGUUGUGUUCGACAUAGAAUACUAUCACACUGCAUACUAUAUUCUUCAUAUUAUUAAAAAAAUACUUAUUAAUAUUCUAUAAUGAACAUUUUUAUGCUUUGUUCUGGUCACACCAACACACUUUAACCAUGUUUAGCCUCGGCCAAUAAAAAAAAAAAAGUUAUUUUACCAAAGUUUGUUUAAAAAAAACCUGGUUGAAAUAUCAAGUCAUGAGUGAAAUGGUUGAUAUUGCUUCCGGUCAUUCUUCACUUUGGAAAUGACAGUCAAGUUGAGUGCAUUGCAUUGUGGCAUACUGUAUUCAGUAUUUCAUGUAAUGCAUAUUAUGACAAAUGUAGUUCCUCAAGUAUUCUAUAGAUCUAGAAAACCUGCAUACUAUGUGUAAUGAGCAUACAGUAUGGUUAGUAUGCUAUUCUGAACGCCUCCAAACAUCGUCACCUGACUGAUAUAAGGGAAUUCAAUUCAUUUUUUAUUUAUUUAGAGUAUUAUUGAGGUGCAGUAUUUGCCAUAACCUUCAGCUUCAUCCCUGCAAUGAACACAGACUUGACGAGCACCAUAUGCAUUUAUUUUGUCAGCAAACGGAGCUAAAUCUCAACCUCUCUGACUGAUUCUCAGCUGCAUGUGUGUCAUUUUAGUCACCAUCAGCUUCAGUGCUUCUUUUAAAAACAGCCCAUCGGUCUUUGUAAAAGCUUCUCACUUUUGGCAAAGUAGGUGUUGGAUUUGAACGGACUGCUCUUCAUAACCUCAGUCCAUCUCUGGCUUCCCAACAGAGACGGAUCCGUACAUAAAUAUAGGAAUGGCUUUACUGCUGUAGUUUAUUUGUCCGGUAAAUAGAGCGAGAGUUUAUUUGAGGUGUGCUGAUGGUUGAGGAAGUGAAUCUGUGUUUGCCGUUAUGUGAAAUAACUGUGAAAAUAGAUGAUUUUAUGAGAAGUAUUGUCAGUUGUUGGUGUUGAAGGAAUGAUCCGUGUCAAACGAAUGUUAAAUAUCUGUCUGUCUCGAGGCAAAAUCUGUUAAAGCCUGUUUUAGUCGCCUGUGCAAUUUUAAAAGACAGCACUUAACAUGUUAAACAUUCCCUCUGUCUGUCUGUUUAAAGAGUUAGUUCAACCCGAAAUGGAUCAUUUAUUCACCCUGUCGAUCCAGACCUGUGUGACAUUCAUUCAUCUGUAGGAAACAAAUUUAUGGAAAGGACAUCUCCAUUUAUUUUAUGGAUGAAAGAAACUCAUAUGACAUAGGGUGAGUAAAUGAGAAUUCAGCUUGGGAGAACUAUUAUUUAUUUUCUGUCAGGAUGUCAUGUAUUUUAUACACACCUUAUCUGAGAGGUGAAAAUGCAUGUGUGAUGCUAGUGGACAUGAAUCUUUGUUUGUCAUCCACCUUCAGAACUGAUUGGUUAGAGAAAUCUCAAAUAUAUAUGUUACACUUCAUUCAGUGGACUGUACAUAUCACUGAUAUUUAAACUUGAAUGCAAUCCUCAUCCUGACAAUAUCACAUAUGAUUCCUGUUUAUAACCCAGAAUCCAUCUACAGUAUGAAUAUAUAUUUUCGACCCCACUGAGACACGGAAAUGGAAAAACACAAUUUCUGAAAUAUAAGUUCAAGGUCAUAUGUGGUACUGUAAUAAGACAACAAAAAAGAGUUUUAAACAGACUGUUUAAGCUUCAGUAUGAUGUGCGAAUAAUAAGGGGAUAUUUCACCCAAAAAUAAAAGUAUAUAAAAAAAAUAUCAUUUACUCACCCUCAAGUUUUUCCAAACCAAGUAAUAGACAAAAUAUAAGUGUUUUCAUAUAAACCAUAGAAAAUAUAGCAACCAGGGGCUUUCCAGCUCUUAAAAGGACAUAAAUGCUCAAUAAAAAUACCAUAAAGCUUGUCCAUAUGUCACUGAGAAGAAUUAAUGUUGUCGGUUUUAUAAAAAAUGGUUUGUAAUCACAUGAGAAUGAGUAAAUGAUGACAUAAUCUUAAUUUCUGGAUGAGCUAUCCCUCUAACUCACAACUUUAAUGUUGAAACAUGUUAAAUGGCUAAUGCGUACCUCUUUCUUUACCUGAUUAUGGAAACAAUCUGCAAUUGUAUUUCAUAUCAGGGUAAAGAGCGCUUCGCAAAGUGGAAAUAUGCCUUGUUCUUGAUUCUGGUGAGUUGUUUUAAUACUUUUUUUUUUUAUUCUUGUAUUUUAUUUUGGGGGAAAAGUGUGUAAUUGUCUUAAAACUGGAACACUGUCGAUGUACAGGGGCACUGAACUGCCCUAAUUAUGGAAAAACACUUUGGCAAGACAUUGCGAUUAAAUGAUCAUGAAUGUGUCGGGCUUGUGUCACAAUUCCAAGUACACUGUGGAACAAAAGUCCUUGUUUUUAAGUGGUCUGAAAGAUUUGCUUUUGCCAACAAAAAAAAGAGAAAAAAAAACAGUAUUCAAAAAGAAAAGCUAAAAGAGGAAGCAGCUUGUGCAAGGGGAGGGGCCUGAUGUAUAACCCGCCCACUGGGAGGAGUCAUUAGCUCAGACCCUCCCCUAGCCCCUCCCCCUACAAAGCAACAUCAUUGUAGGCGUGUUUCCAUCAGCGAGACGUGUGUAUGUGAUUACGUAGUCUUUAGUCUGGUGCUCCGUGACAAAUGUGUACAAAAAAAUAUAUAUAUUAAAAAAAUAAGUACAAAGGAGAAAAUGAUUUUAACAUGAGUGAGGUUUUAAAAUGUAUUAACAAUAAAAAAAAAGGUACCAGUACUGCUAAUAAUACUCAUGAGUUGAGGUCUGAAAUCAUGGUGAGCUUUUUCUUUCAUUCGUUUAUUGGAUUGUGUGUUGGGGGCUCAGUGCCUCGUCUCUGGGUCCAUGUUGCUCCAUUUUUUUUUUUUUUUUGUACAGACAACAAAAAAAGACAAGGGAAAAUUUGUAACAUAUUGUGUCUGUGACUCCUUGUAAAAUAUUUUCAAAUUGUUUAUUACAGAGAAUCAGUUAUUAAAUAAUGUUCAUAUUUUUCACUUCA
Messenger RNA from Carassius gibelio (silver crucian carp), 8382 nucleotides. RefSeq names its product voltage-dependent calcium channel subunit alpha-2/delta-2. The coding region runs from base 252 to 3581 and encodes 1109 amino acids. The transcript is spliced from 39 exons. NCBI's taxonomy places the organism in Eukaryota, Metazoa, Chordata, Actinopteri, Cypriniformes, Cyprinidae. The record is from RefSeq and is a predicted model, not a curated record. Gene Ontology annotation, cellular component: voltage-gated calcium channel complex. Gene Ontology annotation, molecular function: voltage-gated calcium channel activity.